Messenger RNA from Nestor notabilis (Kea), 1090 nucleotides. RefSeq names its product LysM, putative peptidoglycan-binding, domain containing 2 (gene LYSMD2). The transcript is spliced from 2 exons. NCBI's taxonomy places the organism in Eukaryota, Metazoa, Chordata, Aves, Psittaciformes, Psittacidae. The record is from RefSeq and is a predicted model, not a curated record. The coding region runs from base 1 to 390 and encodes 129 amino acids.
AUGGAACAAAUAAAGAGGGCAAAUAAACUGUUCACUAAUGACUGUAUAUUUCUGAGGAAAACUCUGAAUAUUCCUGUUGUAUCAGAGAAACCGUUACUGUUCAAUGGACUUAAUUCACUGGAGUCUCCUGAGAAUGAAACUGUUGCCAGCUCCCCUUCUUGUGAGGGAGGACUAAUGACAGUUCAGGAAGAAAGUAGCUCCUCUCCCAGUCCUCAAGAGCCUGACAAUCAGCCCACUGCACCAGAAGAACUGUCUGCCAAAGAUUUCCUACAGAGAUUGGACUUGCAGAUUAAGUUAUCAAAACAAGCAGCCAGGAAACUAAAAGAUGACAAUGUCAGAGAGGAGGAGAAUGAGGAAGGCCCCUAUGCAACUUCUUCAUAUCAUCAGUAGAAGACAGAUGCCAUGGCCUGAAAACUUCCCAUGAAAUCAGUUCUUAAAGAACUAAAUGGUCAAUAGUUCAAAACCCAAGUCUUUUGGACUCAUCUUGAUGUACUUAAAACAAGUCAUGAAUGGGUAAUUGCACUGAAAUUAUGACCUCUUCUGCCUUCCAUAGGUUAAUGUCCUUAUGCUAUAUCAACAAAGGGUUUAAGCCUUCCAAAACUAGCAAUGGCCUUUAUACCCCUUCUGUGCAAACUGUAGCAUGGUAGCAACAAUAUAUCCUUGAGGUCACCUUUAUGCAGGAUGUUGAUCUUUAGUAAAGAUUUUGUAAAUACUUGUUAAAGUGAAAUUUGUUUUAAGUAUUUAAAAAAUAUUGGAUAAGUUUGCUUGUAAAUGACAAACUAUGGAAGUAAUUGAAGUAUUCUGCAAACAGGCAAGUUUGCUGAGGAAGUUUUGUUUACUUCAGGGCUGCAGAACUUGCCUCUGAAUUCUGUGUGGGGUUAUGAUGUAUUCCUAGAAUGGGGAAUUCAACUUGUUUUGAGUAGUUAAAGCCUUUGUGGUUAAACAACUGUUUGCAAAUCAGACUUCUGCUAAUAAAAGGGAACAGCUCCAGCAAGAGACUUUUCUUCAUGAGAUAUGGCAUUGGAAUACAAGAUGUGUGCUCUUGUGUGCAGUUAUAUUUUGUGUGGUUUUAAUUUAAUAAAUACAGAAA